AUGGUUCAUAUCAUACAGAUGAUAUUGGAUCAAAAUGCCUAUGAAUGUUAUCCUUCUCUAUUGCAAUUCGUGAAAUGGAACAGUUGCAGUACAAAAAGAUUUUUCGAGCAGAUGCUUACCAAAGGAGGUGUAGGUUUGUUAGUAGUUCAAAAGAAGAUGAAGAAGAAUUAUGGUAAAAGUAUUGAGAAAAGAUUUAAAUUAGUUAGUUCAUCAGAUAGUUAUGAAAACAAACGUAUCGUUCUGAUCGUAGUAGAAAGAAAAGAAAAGAAAAAAAGAAAGAAAGAAAGAAAGAAAGAAGAAAGAAGCUUUA
Molecule: messenger RNA, 310 nt
Organism: Loa loa (African eye worm)
Lineage: Eukaryota; Metazoa; Nematoda; Chromadorea; Rhabditida; Onchocercidae
Exons: 4
Source: RefSeq, a predicted model, not a curated record